This is a messenger RNA of Medicago truncatula (barrel medic), 1256 nucleotides long. Its product is annotated as peroxidase 4. Bases 58 to 1020 code for a protein of 320 amino acids. Gene Ontology annotation, biological process: hydrogen peroxide catabolic process; response to oxidative stress. Gene Ontology annotation, molecular function: heme binding; peroxidase activity. The transcript is spliced from 4 exons. Lineage: Eukaryota; Viridiplantae; Streptophyta; Magnoliopsida; Fabales; Fabaceae. The record is from RefSeq and is a predicted model, not a curated record.
ACACAAUUUAUCAAAUUAUAGCUAUACUCAUCAUCUUCUCUAGCUUCACUAAAAAAUAUGGCACAUUCUCCUAAUUCUUAUAUUGCAUUGGUUUUGGUCUUCCUUCUUAUAGGGACCUCUUCAGCUCAACUUUCUGAGAACUUUUAUUCUAAGAAAUGUCCUAAAGUUUUUAAAACAGUGCAGUCUGUUGUUAAAACAGCGGUUGCCAAAGAAAAUCGCAUCGGAGCAUCUCUCCUUCGCCUCCACUUCCACGACUGCUUUGUUGAUGGUUGUGAUGGGUCAAUACUACUUGAUGACACUUCAUCCUUCAAAGGAGAAAAAACUGCAGGUCCUAACAACAAUUCUGUGAGAGGUUAUGAAGUAAUUGAUGCUAUAAAAUCUAAGGUGGAAGCAAUAUGCCCCGGUGUUGUCUCAUGUGCUGAUAUAGUGGCCAUUACUGCUCGUGAUUCUGUUGUGAUUCUUGGAGGUCCAUUUUGGAAGGUAAAAGUUGGGAGAAGAGAUUCAAAGACAGCUAAUUUCACUGCUGCAAACACUGGGGUGAUUCCAGCUCCUACAUCUAACCUAACUACCCUUAUCUCAACUUUUAAAGCUCAAGGACUUUCUGUCAAGGACAUGGUUGCUUUAUCUGGAGCUCACACAAUAGGGAGAGCAAGGUGUACAAGUUUCAGAGGCCACAUAUACAACGAUAGCAACAUUGACAGUACAUUUGCAAAGAUAAGGCAAAAGAACUGCCCUAGAACAACUGGCUCAGGAGACAACAAUCUAGCAAAUCUAGACUUGAGAACUCCAACUCAUUUUGACAACAAUUACUACAAGAAUCUCAUUAUCAAAAGAGGACUACUUCAUUCUGAUCAAGUACUCUUCAAUGGUGGAACCACUGAUUCACUUGUUAAAACUUAUAGCCAGAAUGGAAAGGUUUUUGAUUCUGAUUUUGUAGCUGCAAUGAUUAAGAUGGGAGAUAAUAAGCCUUUAACUGGGAAACAAGGGGAGAUUAGGAAGAAUUGUAGGAGGUUGAAUUAGAAGGGAUAAGUGAUUUUAUAUGUUACAAAAAUUAUGUAUUUUUGUUCAGUUCUUCAAUUUAAAAUAUAGUGGUAUAAUCAUGUUAUGUUAUGAAAUAAAUUAUCAUCACAAGGGUUGAUGUAUUAUGGAUAUGUAUAAAGUGGAAGGCACCUUGAUUUGCUUUUGCAAAAUUGUAAGUUCACUUAAACCUAAAAGUUUGAUCAGUGUGUGACUAAAGAUUUGAAGUGUUUAUAACA